Molecule: messenger RNA, 1638 nt
Organism: Dendronephthya gigantea
Lineage: Eukaryota; Metazoa; Cnidaria; Anthozoa; Malacalcyonacea; Nephtheidae
Exons: 3
Coding region: 95-1024 (309 amino acids)
Source: RefSeq, a predicted model, not a curated record
AUGAAAAUCAUUUAGUCCUACCGAGCUUCACGAAGACAAACAUUUAUUCUUGCAGUGUAAUCCCAAAGGAGCGAGGUUCAUUCACAACGUAACGAUGUUUUCGAUCAUAUCCACAUUCAUUUUCAUCUCCAUCGGCUUUAAAGCAACACUAGCGGCAGAGAAUGGCUAUGUUUUAAGUGAUAUCACUGAAACAACUCCACCUUGUAAAGAUGCCUCGAAGAUUAUUCCCAGCAGCGAUACGUGCGCUGGAAUUGUAACCUACCAGAUGCCAGAUUUCAGCAAGUUUCAGUAUAAACCCGAUCUAUCGUCUAUCCGCAACCUUAUUCCAACCAUAGACGAGAGUUUAAAGAAAGUGGGCGCUAAUGCAAAGUGCAGGGACGUCUACAAGAAGUAUUUUUGCCAACUGGGCUAUCCUUUCCAUUGCGACGAGGAUUCUAUCGGAGCCAACGUUGACGAACUCACAGCUACUUGUAAAGCAGCCGGAAAGGAAUGCCCUGCUAGCUUGAAUACAAACUGCUCUAUUAUCACUGAUAAUCCGGACUUAAAGCAACGAUUUCCUCGCAAGGCAACAUGCGUCCCAUUUCCCGAACUGAAAAAUGAUCCCUACUCUUGCGAGGGAAACUAUAAGGUGUUUGCCUUAAAUGGAACAUCUGUGCAAAUGGCAGCAGACAUGAUCGUGACUCAACACAAGAUUGUGAAGAACGCCAAUCUUUCUGAUGCUGAGUGUGAGACAAAAGUUGCCGACGCCAUGUGUAAAUCUGCAUUGCUCGCUUGCUCUCACGACCGUACGAAAAUUAUAAGUUUUCUCAGCAAACAAGAAUGCUACAAGAAUGUAGGAUGCGUAAACAAAACCAACGAUGCCAACUUAAUACAGAAAGCCCAGGACAUGUGUUCUGGAUUUCCAGACGGCACGAAGGCAAAGACAUAUUCCCUUGAUAAUGUCUACAACAAAGCAACAAGCCUCGACUUUCCGUUCACCGCCAUUCUAUUCCUUGCUACCUUCAUCGUUCAACGUUUCUUCUAAGCUAAUAUACAAGAAAAAUAUGUAAACUAGGAAUAAACUAUGAAUAGUCUAGGAAUAAACUAGAAAUAAUCUAGGAAUAAACUAGGAAUAAAACAGGAAUAAUCUAGGAAUAAACUGGGAAUAAACUAGGAAUAAACUAGGAAUAAACUAAGAAUAAACUAGGAAAAAACUAGCAAUACUGAAUAUAUGUAUACAUUAAGUAUAAACUAGAAAUAAUCUAGGAAUAAACUGGAAAUAAACUAGGAAUAAACUAGGAAUAAUCUAGGAGUAUUCUAGGAGUAAUCUAGGAAUAAUCUAGGAAUAAAUUGACGUUCUUCGUAAAGAGUAACAACUAACAACAAUCAGGGUUGCCAGAUUACUUUUAUUAGCCAAAUAUUAUUAUCAUAAUCGUUGUUUUCCUCGUUUUAAACAAAGAAAUAAAAGGGCCGACCACAACAAUGUUUCAGUAGCUUUUUUUCUCACUAAUCUACCCACCCUGCAACUUAUGCCCCCUGUUUACGCUACGCUCAAUUUCUCGGCACAGCACGGCUAAAAUGUGUACCCGCGUACCAAUUUCUUCCGUGCUCGGCUGCUCGACUUUUUAUUGGUAGCCUGAACACUAACAAAAUUGGGUG